Molecule: messenger RNA, 913 nt
Organism: Cercospora beticola
Lineage: Eukaryota; Fungi; Ascomycota; Dothideomycetes; Mycosphaerellales; Mycosphaerellaceae
Gene: MRPL6
Product: mitochondrial 54S ribosomal protein uL6m
Biological process (GO): translation
Cellular component (GO): ribosome; mitochondrial large ribosomal subunit
Molecular function (GO): rRNA binding; structural constituent of ribosome
Source: RefSeq, a predicted model, not a curated record
CUCCCGCGGCGAACGACCAGCAGCAAUGGCCCCCGAUGCGACAACAUCAACCACUAUACACCAUGGCGACAAUACGGCAAUGCGCGCGCUCAUCGAGAGCCUUCACUUCCCCAUCAACAGUGCCUUCGACGUUGAAAACAUGCGAAGUCACGCUCCCAGCCUUCCUGGUGCCGGCAUUCGCACAACCACGCCAGCAGACAUCACACUUCUCCACCACUCCCCGAUGUCAAUCGAAGAUUGGCAAGGCACCGCUCGCUCCACCACCUGAAGUCACCUUCCGCGUCAUUGAACCAGCUUUAUCGUCGAGCCAUGCUCGUGUCAGCAGGAAUAAGCCAGGCGCGACGGUGGAGAUCGAGGGGCCUUUGGGUAAAACGAGCAUGACCGUACCUCAUUACGUGCGCAUCAAGUCCGACGACGGGAGCAAGACACACACUGUGAGCAUCGAGGAUACCGAGGAUAAGAAGCAAAAGGCUAUGUGGGGAACGGUACGGGCAUAUUUACAAAACCACAUCCUGGGCGUGAGCGAAGGGCAUGCGGCCAUCCUGCGAUUAGUCGGUGUCGGCUACCGUGCAACUAUCGAGAGCAGUGCCGUCACGAAGAAGCCAGAGUACGAGGGGCAGCAGUUCGUCUCCUUGAAAGUUGGAUAUUCACAUCCCAUCGAGCUGGGUGUGCCAAAAGGUGUUAAAGCAAGCACGCCUCAGCCAACACGUAUACUGCUCCAGGGCGUAGAGCGGGAGGUCGUGAUGCAAUUUGCUGCAGAGAUCCGAGCAUGGCGGAAGCCAGAGCCAUACAAGGGCAAGGGGAUCUUUGUGAACGAUGAAACGAUCAAGUUGAAAGCGAAGAAGAUCAAGUAGAAAUGACAUCGAAACAGGCCUUGCCAGGCAUGCGACAAAUCUUGCACAGCAAUGCACUG